AUGGCCAACGAAGCGCGAUUCCGACCAGACAGCAUCGCUCUAUCAAACCUCUCUUCACAGGCCCCUCUUCCCAAUGGAAUUGUUAACAUCGGUAGCCCUCUGUCAUCUUGCUCUCUCCCAGAAGAUGAUGUACCCUUCCUGACAGAGGAAACUGCAACGGAAAACUCAGCAAACGAUGAGUUGUCCCCUGGACUUGCUCGACGGCUCUAUAUUUCCCACUUUCUAUCAACGUGGAAUUUCCGGGGAUUCGAGUUCGGCGCUGUUUUGUUCCUAGCCAACGUCUUUCCCAACACACUGCUGCCUUUGUCUAUCUACGCUCUAGUCCGGUCUCUGGCCGCGAUUGCCUUUGCGCCAUUAGUCGGACGGUACAUCGAUACCGGCUCACGUCUCCAGGUUGUUCGCAAUUCGAUCGUCUACCAGCGAGGAGCCGUCGUUCUUUCAUGCGGCGUCUUUUAUAUCAUGCUCUGGCAAAGGCCACACCUCCAAACGGUCAAUCUUUACACACUUCUCGCCUUGGGUACUAUCCUGGCUUGUGUCGAAAAGCUUUGUGCAAUCAUGAACACUGUGUCUGUCGAAAGAGAUUGGGUCGUGGUCAUUGCUGGUGACAACGAAGCGAUACUCCGAACACUCAAUUCCCAGAUGCGUCGCAUCGACCUUUUCUGUAAACUCUGCAGUCCUCUGCUCAUCGCAUCAUUGGAAAGUUAUGACACAAAAGUCGCCAUUGUCGUAAUGGGCAGUGUCAACGCCGUCUCUACCAUCGCAGAAUAUUGCUUCAUUGAAAGGGUAUAUGCGGCGGUCCCGAAACUUGUGCGCGGCUGUACACCUCCCAUCAGGAACCAUGGGAGCGGUGAUGACCUGGAACAAGAAUCGGCGUCCGUUCCACAUGAUGUUGUUAGACUAUCAUUGUGGCGGAAUUUGAACAUCUACACGUCUCAGGGAGCUUUCCUGCCCUCCCUCUCACUGUCCAUCCUGUACCUAACGGUCUUGUCCUUUUCCGGGCAAAUGGUUACGUAUCUUCUGGCCAGUGGGUAUACUUCGACCAUUAUUGCGGUGAUUCGUUUGAUAUCAACUGGGUGUGAGAUGUCGGCCACUUGGAUGGCACCGUCCGUCAUGGGUUUGAUUGGGCCCAUUAGAUCCGGCCUCUGGUUCCUCAACUUCCAGAUGGUCUGUCUGGCCAUCGCUCUCGGUUUCUUCUGGAUGGCGGGGUCGCCAGUAUGGGCGGCUUCUGGACUGAUCGCCGGCACGAUCCUUAGCCGCGUUGGCCUUUGGGGAUUUGAGCUAUCGGCACAAGUCAUUAUUCAAGAGCAGGUCGAACCAGAAUUCCGUGGGUCCUUCUCGACAACCGAAUCCUCGAUUCAAAAUAUCUUUGAGCUCUGCGCAUAUGCCUCGACCAUUCCGUUUACACUGCCGGAGCCCUUUACGCCAGUUUUGUUAGACGCAGACGCGGUCAUUUGGUCCACGUUUCAAGAUGCCUGGAAGGCAGAAAACAUUCGACUCUAG
Fonsecaea nubica is the source of this 1500-nucleotide messenger RNA. RefSeq lists its product as hypothetical. Gene Ontology annotation, biological process: iron ion transmembrane transport. The transcript has 2 exons. Gene Ontology annotation, cellular component: membrane. Gene Ontology annotation, molecular function: iron ion transmembrane transporter activity. The record is from RefSeq and is a predicted model, not a curated record. The coding region runs from base 1 to 1500 and encodes 499 amino acids. NCBI's taxonomy places the organism in Eukaryota, Fungi, Ascomycota, Eurotiomycetes, Chaetothyriales, Herpotrichiellaceae.